GUGCGAGUUGUACCACGAUAGCAAGAGGUUGUGUCGCCGGUCCGCUCCCCGCGCCGACACGUUUUCGCUCGUUGCCACGGCAUUUGUUGGCAACUUUGAUUAGAUUUAUAUAUAUAUAUAUAUAUAUAUUAAACGAUUCUGAUAAUUUUAACCUAGCGAGGUUAGUAAAUGUUCCCUCCACCUGCAGUGCUUCUUCGAUUGUUUCAUGUUAUUUUUAACGGUUAAGGAGCAGCACCGUUUGUAAACACGUGAGUUUGUAAGUCGUGACAAGAGGCAAAGAACUCAACAGCAGUCUUCGUACCUUCCGGCUGUUUUGUUAUUACCCACAGAUUGGGAAUCGUCUUGACGACGUUAUUCCAAGAAGAAAGAAAGGUUUUUUUGCUGCCGUCCGCCUCUCUCGUCCCUGUCGAGUGCUUGGCUGACUAUAAAGAGAGAGAGAGAGAAAUCUGUCAGCGAGUGUCGUUAGCGAAGGAUUUUCUUCUUCACUGGAGAAGUUUGUGCAGCAGUAACGGCGAGUGUGAGGUAAAUGCACUUCUGAGAAUUCUCCCGCACGUUUCAUCUGGCGGGAGUCAGGUGUGCCCGACAUUCCUCACGCAGCUUCGACGAACGACGCCUCCAAUUUAUAAGUGUGCCUACAUACUCCCAAGAAAUCAGCACCCAAGAGUCUCCCCCCCCCCCCCCUACGUAUUUUCAAAAGGAAAGGAUUAUUUGUACUGGAAUAUCAGUCUGAAGACCCAAGAAAGAACCAGAACUAAUCAAGAUGGAUAAUAUAGCAUCUCUUCAGAAAAGCCUCUCAGAAUAUGAAGAGGAGUUCAAGGCUAAACGCCUCUCCUCAGAGCAGCUAAAUGAAGACAUGGAGAAGAUUUUUGAAACUCAAGAUGACGAGGAUUUUUCUAUUGCCAAACUGACCGAUUCAAGUGAACCUUGGUCACCUGGGUAUGAAGAUGAUACGCAGACUGCAGCUCGUGAUACUGAAGGCUCUCGCUUUCGGGAUUUGGACAUCAAGUUCCAUCGGAGUGAUAGCUUUCCUCAUGUUCAUCAUCCGCUUAAACCCCAACACCAUCGCGUUCGUAAGAGGAGCCAUCGCACAAGCGUCAGUGAGGAUGUUCCCACACCGUACACAAAAUUAGAUAACGAAGAACAGCAAAGUGAUAAGAAUGAUGAGGGAGGAGUUCGCUUUCAAAUUGGUGACCCUGAAGUACAAGAAGACUGGCCAGAGGGAAAAACAAGUGAAGCAGAAACACAAGAGAGCAAACCAACCCAACCUCCUUCUCCAAAGAGUCCCACAAAGAGCCCUAGCAAAACAUUUUACCUUGUGGAAUCUGCCGAUGAUGAAGAAAAAUCACCGUUACUGGGUGAUGAUGGAAAGCCUCCUAAGCCAAUCAUUCGAUCUGCAGAAAGUGAGCGAGUUCAGGUUGUUGACGAAACAUCUCGUAAGAAGUCCCGAGUCCAGUUUGAUAUUGGUGAGGCAGAGGACCAGCAGGAUUCAGACCACAAUAAAGAAAGACUUCGGCGCAGGCGCAGCCACAAGAGGAGAGAAAGGGAACAUGCCGAAGAUCCUUCGUGGCGUAAGCACCCUGGAAGUGAGCACAAUUUACGAUCCCACCGCUCCUUUGCAACAACUGAAGAAGAAGAAGCUAAAAAUCUUGGAGAACAUGAUUUGGAUGAGAUGUCCAGUCAUCGAUUCGAUGAUCCAAGUGGGUACAUCAAACCAAGAGUCAGGGCCCGUUCGUCUGUCGCAUCAAUCAUUCACAUGAGUGAUCAUGCAGAAAAGACCGGCAAGCAGUUGCCCAUUAUGAAGAAGUCUUACGAUCACAGUCCUCACGAGGUCUUUGUAGAACUGGAUGAGUUGAAAUACAUAAAUGGCCACUUGGAGUGGAAGGAGACUGCAAGAUGGAUCAAAUAUGAAGAAGACGUAGAGGAUGUCGACAACCGUUGGGGAAAGCCCCACUUAGCAUUUCUGAACUUCCAUGCACUCUUCUCUCUACGCAAGGGCCUCGAUUCAGGUGCCGUACUGCUCGACCUGGAGGAACGCGACCUCCCUAGCAUCGCCGCCAGGGUGGUCGAUAAGAUGAUCGCCUGCGAUCAGAUCCCACCGGACCAACGCGAUGCCGUAAUACGCGUCCUUCUCCUCAGGCACAGACACAUCCGCGAUAACCAUUCGUCCUUCAGGCUCCCCUCCCGUGGAUCCAAAAGUGCCCUUGCAAGCUCCGAUGAGAAGUUGGCGACGUCACCCACAUCCCUGAGUUUGGACGGCGGUAGCAGCCUCAGAGCUUCGGUGCGGAAAGCGGGCCUGUCCAACCUCUUCCACGUCAACACCUUCGCUGGAUUCCGCCGUCAGAACACCGAGGACAACAUCACCUCGAACGGAAAUGUCACGAAGGAACAAUCCCAAGACAAGAAAGAGAAAGGCGUGAACAGAGAAGAAAGCUACACACAGAUCGAUAUUGAGGACUUGUCUCCGAAAGAGAGGGAAGCGAGAGAAAGUGCGCGAAAAAACAGCGAACUGAUGAAGAAGAUCCCCGAAGGAGCCGAAGCCACAGCCGUUCUCGUAGGCGCCGUCGAUUUCCUGAAGCAGCCUACCAUUGCCUUCGUCAGGCUUGCAGAGGGCGUCAUGAUGGAUAACCUAGUUGAGGUUCCCAUUCCAGUAAGGUUCAUGUUUGUGUUGCUUGGGCCCUUCCAUGGCGAAAUGGACUACCAUGAGGUAGGGCGAUCCAUCUCCACUCUCAUGUCCGACAAGGGCUUCCAUGAAGUGGCCUACCGAGCACAUUCCCGUGGUCAGUUACUUUCCGCUAUCAAUGAAUUCCUCAACGCUUCCAUCGUUCUUCCACCUUCUGACUGGAACAACAAGGAUCUUGUUCCAGUCGAUGACAUCAGAGCCAAGGCUAAUCAGAUCAUGAAGAAGAAGGAAAGCAUGCGAGCACGCAAACAAUCAGAGCAAGGAGCAGCUGUGGCCCCAGUGUCUGCAGGUGAUGGAGAUGAUGGGGACAGAAAACCUCCUCCGCGUAAUCCACUCAUUCGCCAUGGCAAACCAUUCUAUGGUUUGAUUCAGGAUAUCAAAAUCCGUUAUCCGAAAUACCUGAGUGAUAUUAAGGAUGGCAUCAGUGGUCAGGUUUUAGCAUCUGCCUUUUUCAUCUUCUUUGCUUGUCUGUCUGCGGCCAUCACCUUCGGUGGCAUGUAUGGUGAUCAAAUGGAUAAUUACGUUGGUGUUGGAGAAACACUACUCUUGUCUAUGGUCAAUGGAUUAAUCUACGCUAUGUUUGCCUGCCAACCGCUGAUCAUCGUUGGAGCAACAGGCCCACUUAUGGUCUUUGACUUCAGUCUCUACAAGUUUUGUGAGUCGAAUGAUAUAGAUUUCUUGUCCAUAAGAGUCUGGAUUGGGGUCUGGAUGACUGUCGCUACACUAAUCAUUGCUGCCUUUGAAGGUGUAGUUAUUGUGAAAAAAUUCACCAGAUUUACAGAAGAAAUUUUCUCAUCCCUCGUGUGCCUUAUUUUCAUUUACGAGGCCAUUGCGAAACUUGUUGCUAUUUUUAUAGCUCAUCCCCUGCAGGCAACUUAUGGAGUAAUGGAUUCCAGCAAUAACUCUAUAAUGAGUGGCAUUAUUGAGAAUGGGACCCUUUUUAAUGUAACUGAUGGAAAUGGCACUGACAUUGAAGAUGCUGUUAUGUCAGUCGAAGCCCAGCCCAAUACUGCGCUCCUCUCUUUUAUUCUCACGAUGGGAACCUUCAUUAUUGCUAUCAAGCUGAAGAACUUCCGUAACUCUAAAUUCCUUGGCAGAAGUAUCAGAAGAGCUCUUGGUGAUUUUGGUGUGCCAAUCUCCAUUGUCUUGAUGGUUUCUUUAGAUUUCCUGAUUAAGGACACCUACACUGAGAAGCUCACCAUGCCCGCAGGACUCUCGCCUUCUAAACCUGAGGUCCGAGGAUGGCUAAUCAACCCGUUCGGUGCUAUUGACACCCUUCCAGUGUGGUGCAUUUUCGCUGCAGCUCCUGCAUCACUUUUGCUGUUGAUUCUUGUUUUCUUGGAAGGAAAUAUCUGCCAUCUCAUCUUGAACAAGCCUGAGAAGAAUAUGGUGAAGGGAACGGGCUUCCAUUUCGAUUUGGUUCUUUUUGGUGUUAUUAAUUUCGUUUCCGGCAUCUUCGGUGCUCCAUUCAUGGGCCCUGCUUGUGUACGAACAAUCUCUCAUGUAGCUGCUCUUACUGUUAUGAGCACUAAUCAAGCUCCUGGUGAAUCCCCAAAAGUUCAGGGGGUACAUGAACAAAGAAUCAGCGGCUUCAUUGUGUCCCUGUUGGUUGGAUUGGCAGUAUUCCUAACAGCUGCUCUUAACUUGGUGCCCAAAGCUGUAUUGUUGGGUAUUUUCUUAUACAUGGGAAUAUCAGCCACUGCUGGUAUUCAGUUCGUUGAACGUUCAAUGUUAUUCUUAAUGCCUGUCAAACAUCAUCCCAACGUCCCAUAUGUUAAGAAGGUCUUGCAUGGAGAAGUACAACUUGUCCGUACAUGGAAGAUGCACGCUUUCACUGGAUCCCAACUUGUCCUCCUUGGCGUAUUGUGGGUUGUUAAGCAGUCACCUGCAUCCCUUUGCUUCCCAUUUUUGCUGCUGCUUCUCAUUCCCAUUAGAUUAUUCCUUUUCCCCUAUGUUUUCACUGCCACAGAGCUCAAUGCUCUUGAUGGAACGGAGGCUAAUGCUGCCAUGAAUGAUGAAGAGCCUGACUUCUUCGAGGAGACUCACGGCUUACCAACUCACAUUAAUCAUGUCCACCAAAGCUGAGAAGUUCAAAAGCACCUGUGGGUUUUUUGAAAGUAGAUCUGUUGUGCAGCUGUUACACAGCUUAUACAUACAUUCCUUAAGUCUUCCAGCCAUUAUGUGACUGUAGAAAAUAUUUCAUUGAUUAUUAUUUUUAUUUUAUGCAAUUUUUUAGUGGAUACAAAGGGACUGUCAAUGAUCAAGGAUUUUGUAUAUGCCUUAAUUUCUACAUUAUGCAAGUCUUCCAAUAGUUUGUAUUUUAUAGCAGAUAAAGGCUCUAGUCAUGUAAAGUGCAAUUAAUUGCCUUUUAAAAUGAAAAAAAAAAAUUUAUGGAGAUAUUUCAUCUACGAUUUAUAUCUUCACUAGUUAUGACUGAAUCCAGAACACAAAAAUGAUUUAGCUUUUCCUGUGAUUUUUAGAAAAUUGCCUUUGAAUUUUUCACAACCCAUCUGGUUUGUAGAAGCUCUUGAGCAAUGUACAUUACCAUUGUUAUGUUUGAGGUCUAAACAGCCUAGCCUAUAAGCAGUAUGAUAAUGAUCAAUGUACAGUAGAGAUAAUCAAGGCUGUACAACAGAAAAUGUGAUAUGAAAGAACCAGGCACAGGUUGGCAUAAGUGAAUUUAUUCUUGUUGUUGUGACAAUAGUACAAGACUUGCCAUUCCAUUGUGUGGUGCUGAAUUGUGUAUACUCCGGGAUUGCUUACUUGAAUUUUCUUGGCAAGAAAAUGAAGGCUGUCAUGUAUGUGAGAAGUGACAUUAUAUGUGUGUGUGUAUACAUAUACAUAUUAUAUAUAUAUAUAUAUAUAUAUAUAUAUAUAUAUAUAUAUAUAUAUAUAUAUAUAUAUAUAUAUAUAUAUAUAUUAUAUGUAUAGGACUGUCAGUGCUCAAUUGAAGAUUUUAUUUGAAAUUGUCAAAUCAUAUAACAAGAUUCAGACAAUUGUAUUGUCUUGUUUCCAACUUGUUAUGUGACUGUAGGUAAGGCAAUAUUGUAAUUUGGUGCUCAUAUAUAUUGUAAGUAUAUAUUUAUUGAUGGAAGUACCAUUCUUAUGCAGUUAACAGAAGUUCAUUGUAAUUCAAAGCCCAAUUAGAUACAGAACUGCAUUGCAAUUAUUGACACUAGUUUUUCCAUUGGUGUUAAUCCUGGAUUCUCAAGGGCAGUAAUAUCUAUUUUUUUUAAUGUCCUAAAAGUGCUGAAAGGUUUAUAAAGUUUCCUAGUUCCUUUUCUUGAUUGCCAUAAAUAGUCUGGUUUUACAGUGUUUAAAAGUUUUAAAACUAUUUGAAGGGAAAAUAUGAGGGCAUAUGAGAAAGAUCACUGGUGAUCUUGGAUGGGGAGUAGACACAAAAGACCCCUUUUCAGACAAUGUCUAAAAGCUAUACAGUAUAUAAUUUUAUUAUCCCUAGCAAGUAUCUAGGCCCUGGUUAAACAUAAUUUGUAAGGUCUUGUUGUAGUAUUGGUGUGAUAUAUUUUUUUUUUAAUUUGCAUUAUUUACAAUUUUUACCUCCAAUACCAUCAGCUAGUAACUUAGUUGUAUGUUUUACUAUUAAUAGUUUUAGGUGUGCCAAAUAUUUUCCUAUAAUUGUUUUCAUGAGAAAAUUUGUCCACUACUAUGAUUUCAGACACUUAGACUGACCAAUACUCAAGUAAUGCCAUUUUUAUUUUUAACAUUUUAUGGUAUAUAGAAUAUAUAUAUAUCAGUUGAAAAUGAUUCCACAAAAGAUAUAGUGUGGAUAGUAUGAGGACAGCUUUGGAGGAAUUAUUUAUAAAAAUUCAAAAAGUUUAGUGUUGUCUAUUUCCUCUGAAAAACUGUUCAAUGUGCUUAAAGCUACCUAUGUAAGGAACAUAAACUGUGAUGUAGCACGAGUGUCCAUUUAUAUUGUAAUAUGCAGAAUCUGACGGUUAUAGUUAAUUAGAUUUUAUCAAAUUUGAUAAUUAUACACACCUUAUGUACAUAAUUAUUGAUAUUAAUCAGUCUCUUAAAAAUAUGGUAUAAUAAAAAUUGACUGGUGAA
Messenger RNA from Macrobrachium nipponense, 6748 nucleotides. Its product is annotated as band 3 anion transport protein-like. The coding region runs from base 761 to 4765 and encodes 1334 amino acids. NCBI's taxonomy places the organism in Eukaryota, Metazoa, Arthropoda, Malacostraca, Decapoda, Palaemonidae. The record is from RefSeq and is a predicted model, not a curated record. Gene Ontology annotation, biological process: bicarbonate transport; monoatomic anion transport; regulation of intracellular pH. Gene Ontology annotation, cellular component: plasma membrane. Gene Ontology annotation, molecular function: solute:inorganic anion antiporter activity; monoatomic anion transmembrane transporter activity. The transcript is spliced from 27 exons.